Alosa alosa (allis shad) is the source of this 3313-nucleotide messenger RNA. RefSeq names its product alpha-1,3-galactosyltransferase 2-like. Gene Ontology annotation, cellular component: vesicle; membrane; Golgi apparatus. Lineage: Eukaryota; Metazoa; Chordata; Actinopteri; Clupeiformes; Clupeidae. The record is from RefSeq and is a predicted model, not a curated record. Gene Ontology annotation, molecular function: hexosyltransferase activity. Gene Ontology annotation, biological process: carbohydrate metabolic process. The transcript is spliced from 9 exons. Bases 911 to 1960 code for a protein of 349 amino acids.
CCGGACCACACUUUGAGAAACACUGCCAUAGAUGACCAGCAAACAGGAGAUGAAUGUAUGGAGGCCAUGUCUCUUCACCACACCACUGACCGUGACUUAGUCUUCCAGAAGAUGAAAGAGACAUUCCAAUAUCGUUAACAGAUGCUCCAUGACCCACAGCAAUCAGCAGAUAUACUUCAAACAUUUCCUCGUUUCUUGGACAUGAAGGGACUGAUUUUGCAAGACUUCUUGUUGAUGUUUGGAGCAGAGACUGCUUCCAGGUUCCUGGGAAAGUGGGAGACCGGUUUUAAAGACAAGGUCAUCCAAGAGGCCAGGGCCCUCAGAGAGACACCUCUCCUGAAAAAACUGCUGACAUCUGCCCUGAAUGAAAAACCUGACACUGCAGAUGAGCCAGAGUGGGACAGCAACAUGGCUUCUCUUCUUGUCUUCCUGCAUCUUCUCACUCCACAACCAGCUGGAAGGAAGAGGCCAAAGAAGAUCAGUGUCAGAGAGGCAACAGAUCAUCUGGUAAAAUUCCAAAAGUCCUGCCAGAGCCUGGAGGAUCACCUCAGGACCACUGAAGGAAACCCUCAGCCAUAUCUUCUGGCCUCAGGAACUUCAAAAGCACAGGUUUCCAGCUUCUACAUAGUCUUGGACAGAAAGCUUCUUCCAUGUCAGUCAUGCACAUCCUUGGAUCCUUGCUCCUGAUAUCCUGAUGUAUGGGUUGCAUUUCAUUAUAUGACUCCAACAGAACACUCACAGAAAGGAGAAUGGUGUCAAACUACAAGACAGCCAGCAUGUAAACAAGGCCUUGUUUGUCCUUGUUUGGCUACUCAUUUGUUUAUUUCCUGAAGAGGCUGAAGCAUGCUGGCCUUGACACCUCAGUCCUUGCUUCCAUUAACAGGUGUGUUACAGAGCGCAUCCUCACAUCAUGAUCUACUGCAGUGGUGGAAACAGAGGACAAUUGGCAGGAACAUCUGCUCUCAUAAAAAAAGUCUUGGUGCUAAGCCUACCUACACUUUUCUUUGUCUACCACAUACCAUACUCUAUAAGGUUCCUUGAGGGCUUGAUUCCUAUGGGUAAAUGUGAGUUAUCCCAUGCAGACAUGAAGCUAGACAAUGCUGGGGACAAAGGUCUUAACUUUGGGUCUAGAACUGACGUUCAGACCUGCACAUACUGGGGUGCACCCAUCAUCUGGGAUGGGAUGUUCAACCCAGAUGUUUAUGAUCGGACCCAUACAAAAGACCAUACAUCGGUGGCCUUGACUGUAUUUGCUGUGGGCAGGUACCUUGAUGUGUACUUGAAGGACUUCUUGAUCUCGGCGGAGCUCCACUUUAUGGUGGGUUUUCCUGUGACUUACUAUGUCUUUACAGAUGUCCCAGAAAAGAUUCCGGCCCUAAAACUGGCAUCAGGGCGAGAGCUGAAAUUUAUGCCUGUGAAACGCCACUCUCGGUGGCAGGACAUCUCAAUGAUGCGCAUGAAAUCCAUCAGGGACGCCAUCGACAGCUAUAUCCAGCAUAAUCAUCAGUAUGUCUUCUGCAUGGACGUGGACCAGGUCUUCAGGGGCCGCUUUGGCACCGAGGCUUUGGGGGACUCUGUGGCCCUCCUCCACGCGCACUACUACCAUCGCUUCAGGAGAAUGUGGACCUACGACCGAAACCCCAAGUCCCAGGCCUACAUGGCGGACUCUCAGGGCGACUUCUACUACCACGCAGCAGUGUUCGGUGGGUCCUGGCAGAGCGUGAAGCAGAUUACAGACACAUGCUAUCGCACAAUCAUGGAGGACAAAAAGAAUCCGGUGGAGGCUCUGUGGCACGAUGAGAGCCACCUGAACAAGUACUUCUGGAAGCACAAGCCCAGCAAGGUGCUGUCUCCCGAGUACUGCUGGGAUACCUCCAUUGGGUAUCGCAGUGAUAUCCAUAUUGCACGACUCCUCUGGCAAAAGAAGCUAUCUGACCGGCUUAGGGGCACAGGAAGCUGAUGGUGGAGCUGCCUAUGCAAGCAGCAGUAUACCGAUGCUUAAUUUAUUUGCCUGAUGCUUUUAUCCAAAGCAACUUACAUAUGUCCCUUUAUUACAAGGGCCAGUCUCCCUAAAGCAACUCAGGGUCAAGGCUUAAGUAAUAAGUAAUAAUUAAGAGACAUAAAAAACAGAAUGAUUAAAUGACAAAAGACAAAACAAAUUACAGGAACACAGCCAACAACUUAGUGAUAGUGAUCCUAGUCAAACAGCCAGUGAACAGUAGCACUCUAUUAUAAUUUAUUCCACUACUUGGUUGAAUUUCCCAUUGUCCUACGUAAUUUAGAACGACCAUUAACCGUAUGUUAUUUGCACACCUAUGAAGUAGAUCCAUUUUUUGGCCGUAUCACACUUGUAUAUUAAUUCGCCGAACUCGUUGUGAAGUUUAAAUGAACCGUCACGUUGCAUCCGAGCUGUAAAAUGCAGACGGUCAGAACAAAGUAACUGUCAGAGUUGCAGUAUGGAGAGCUGGACCGAGGUGCAGGGCAAGUCGAGAACGAGGCACACUUAAGGAGGGACAACAAACCUGUCCCUCCAAAAAACCUGUCCCUCCAACAAAGGAGGGACAGGGACCACAGGAUCGUUAUCGAGGAGAUGGGAUUGGAGCUGGAAUGGGAGAGGGACCCGGCCAUUCCUCCCCAGAGGCCCAGACGUCCUCAUCGGAGGCCCAGUCGUCCUCCAAGGCACUGGAGAACCGUCUGAUGGCAAGCCGGGUUCCCCAAAAGGCCGACUUCCCAAAAUCACCAGAAAAAUGAGCAAUGUACUUGCCUGCUGGGUCCUUGUUUGGUUCUGUCAUUCUGUCAGGGUUGCAGUAUGGAGAGCUGGACCGAGGCGCAGGGCAAGUCAAGAACGAGGCACACUUAAACUUGAAACCAGGAAUCUUUAAUGCAAAUGCACACUACAACCACGAAACAACAUCAAUGACCGACAGGGGACUGAGGGAGACAGAGGGUUUAAAUACACGGGUUAAACAAGGCACAAGUGGACAAGAAACAAGAGACAGGUGAACACAGGGCUGGAAAUCAUAAUUAAACUAGCAGACUAAUAAUGAGGAACAGGUGAGGGGCGGAGACACAGGGAACUAAGACAUGGCAAGACAAACAAAGGAGCACAUGGCUGACAGGAACUAAAACACAGGGACAGGAAGUAAACACAGGAGCACAUGGCACAGGAGGUAAACAAAGGAGGGACAGGGAACACAGGAUCGUUACAGUAAGAUUGUAGCAUAUGACGGAGGUGGCUUUUAGCUAGAUGGAUGACAGCAGGCUAGGUAAAAUAGCGAUGUUUCAAAGCUAAAGUUCAUCAGAAUUUUGGGAU